CACCCUCCUGAACUCUAGCUGUAUGUGAUAAGAUUACCAAAAGAAAAUAUAAGCAAACAUUUCUAUUAUUAUUCACGAAUAGUACCAUUGUUUAAACUUCCUGUCGUCCAAAGUUAUAAGAAACUUCAGUUUAACAUGGUAUUUUGUUAUUCAAUUUUAUUCACUUGAUAAUGCUUUGGUAGUUCCUGUUCGUCAUCCGAAAUUAUCAUUGUAUUUAAAGUUGAGCUUCGAAAAUGUGGCAAGAAUUGUUUAUUUUGGCUGGUGUUUUGUUAUGCGCGCUUCAAAAUGUUACGAGCCAGAAAGUGAUCUACUUCGACCAGAGACUGGAUCACUACAGUGAGAUCAACUAUGGAAACAAGACAUUCAAGCAGAAGGUCCUCAUCAAUGAAGACUACAUGCACCCCCAGCACAAAAGGGGUCAUCGUCAGGGGGAGGGGGAUGUUGAGCCCAGUCCUAUCUUCAUGUACACGGGGAAUGAGGGUCCAAUUGAUGGGUUCUACACGGCAUCAGGAUUCGUGUUGACCCUCGCGAAAAAAUAUAAGGCUCUUGUUGUCUUUGCCGAGCACCGAUACUACGGAGACUCGCUUCCCUUCGGAAACAGCAGUUUCGACUGGCCAGAAAUAGGCUUACUGACCGUCGACCAAGCGACCGCUGACUUUGCCAACCUCAUCAACCACCUGAAAGGUGUCUACAACCUUCAAAACUCGUCUGUUAUUUGCUUCGGGGGAUCGUACGGGGGAAUGCUGUCGGCUUAUAUGCGGUUCAAGUACCCGGACGUUGUCAGCGGGGCAUUGGCGGCGAGUGCGCCCGUUCGUCUGGCUGACUCGACAACUGCUCGCGAGAGCUUCUGGGUUUUGGCUACUCUAGAUUACCAGCAGGUGGGUCAAGAUGUGGUUGACCGCAUUAAGAGUGGGUUCAAUGACCUCAGCAAUCUAGCCAGUAACGGGUCAUCAGGCUACGCAGAAGUAUCCCAGAUGUUCAAUCUCUGCAAAACUAUUGCGAGUCAGGCUGACUUCACUCAGUUGCUGUACAUGAUCAGAAAUGCGUUUGUCGAGAUCACCAUGUUCGACUACCCCUAUGCCACAGAUUUUGAUGCUUCUCUUCCAGCGUGGCCAGUUAACUACUCCAGCAAGCUAGUUCGAAAUGCCAACACCAACACAGACGCAAUCGUGGCAGUGACCCAGCUAGUCUACAACAGUACUGGAGACGUGCACUGUUUCGACCAGUACGUCGAUUACAUCUACUGUUCCGACCCAACCGGGUGUGGUCUGGGCAACAGUGCGAAGGCGUGGGACUUUCAAGUGUGCUACGAAAUCAACCUGGCUGUAGGAAGCAGCUCCAAGACCAGCAUGUUUCCUGACCUCCCUUUUACAGACGAGACCCGAGACGCAUACUGCUCGAAAAAAUAUGGAAUCACCAGUCGACACGACUGGUUCGCCAUUAACUUCUGGGGAUCCGACGUCUGGUCCAGUUCCAACAUCAUCUGGAGCAACGGACUCUUGGAUCCCUGGCACGGAGCUGGAAUCCUCUCCAGUACUGAUUACAUGCUGCCAACUGUGAUUCUGGACCUAGGAGCUCAUCAUUUGGACUUGAGAGCUCCAAAUAAGGAGGAUCCACAAUCUGUGACAGAGGCGAGAAACAAAGAAGAUAAAUUAAUCGGAAAUAUUCUAGAUCUUUCUAGAAAGUAUAAGAACAAAAAUAAAUUCUAGUCAUAAAUAACAUAUACUCUUUAUACAAAGGUCAAAAACAUCAUACUUCAGCAAAAAUUGCCUUCAAUUGAAAUAUUAUUCACGCA
This is a messenger RNA of Symsagittifera roscoffensis, 1795 nucleotides long. RefSeq names its product dipeptidyl peptidase 2-like. Gene Ontology annotation, cellular component: vesicle. The transcript is spliced from 7 exons. Bases 234 to 1709 code for a protein of 491 amino acids. The record is from RefSeq and is a predicted model, not a curated record. Gene Ontology annotation, biological process: proteolysis. Gene Ontology annotation, molecular function: serine-type exopeptidase activity; dipeptidyl-peptidase activity. Lineage: Eukaryota; Metazoa; Xenacoelomorpha; Acoela; Convolutidae.